AUGACCAAUCUAGCACCUAUCCAACAAAAUCAGUUUGAAUUCCCAUUCGCUAAAAGGUGGUCUUCGCUUGGAAUGAAUUAUGACAAUUGUCCCCACUUCAGUAUAACGCAGUACCGCAAUCUUAUUGAUCACUUGGCGCAAGAAGAUUUUAUUUGGCGGCCGUAUCUUGGUCUAGAAGCAUUUCAUCAAGUUGAACGACAAGAUUCUGCGGUGUGGAGUGCAAAGGUGCCCAUUAUCAACUUCACCACCGUCGAAAUGCACAACAGUGAUCGUGUGAAACUUCAAUUUGGAAUGCUUCAAGAUAUUCCAUGUCGCCCAAAGUGCAUACCCGACAAAUAUCACAACGGUAAAGUCUCCGACCAAUGA
Lathyrus sativus (Indian pea) is the source of this 366-nucleotide messenger RNA. The record is from the annotation of a GenBank genome assembly. NCBI's taxonomy places the organism in Eukaryota, Viridiplantae, Streptophyta, Magnoliopsida, Fabales, Fabaceae.